Zophobas morio is the source of this 1265-nucleotide messenger RNA. RefSeq lists its product as uncharacterized. NCBI's taxonomy places the organism in Eukaryota, Metazoa, Arthropoda, Insecta, Coleoptera, Tenebrionidae. The transcript has 10 exons. Bases 74 to 1222 code for a protein of 382 amino acids. The record is from RefSeq and is a predicted model, not a curated record.
ACUGUAUAAUAUUCAUUGUAUUCAAAACAUUGUUGGCAUAAAGAAAUAGUGGUUCACAGUUUAAAUACGCAACAUGGUAAUCAUCAGCAAACUCUUGUUCGACGAAAAAAUAACAUCAGACAUUUCUUGUAAAAGUGUGUUACAUCCAUGGACCAACAACUGCAUCAAAGCAAAUAUGACAUCGGUAGCCACACGUUGCUUUUCAGGAGUAUUCUGUUUUUAUGCAUCAAUUUAUCUAGUAAAAUUACUCACUAAUCAUAAGAAACUUAGUAAAACUUACAUGAAGAAAAUUGUUAAUCAACUUUUAAGAUCCUGGUGUUACGGUGUUAGUUACGCUGCCUUAACAUUAAAUGGAGUUUGCUUAAACUAUAACAUUUUAGGUACAUUUCAUUAUUACACUGUUGGCUUUUUACCAGGUUUAUUAGCCGGUUUAUCGCUUUUGUUUGAAAACAACGAAAAUCGUCUUUUAAAUAGUUUAUUAUGGUCCACUUUGGUAAUCGAAGCAUUAUUAAAAAAUUUGUAUCACUUUCAAAUAAUUCAUUAUUCGAUCUUUCGAGAAACAUUAAUGUUCAUGGUUGUCAGUUCUUUGCUAAUGUACAUAAUAAGAAAAAGAUCACUAAAAGGACAAAGAAUUCCUCCUACUCUAUGGAUUUAUUACCCAACUAGAAAUAUUUUCACAUUAAAAUCUUAUCUUACGGAAAUAAUAAAAUAUUUUGCUCUUGGUUAUGGUCUGAACAGUGCUAAAUCUCUAUGCUCAGUAAUUGUAAAUUUUCGUAAAAGUUCGAUGAAAAUGUUUUUCAGAGCAAUUUUUAAUCAAAAAAAUGUAAAAUUUGGAAUGGUGUUAGGAGCCUACGCUGCAUUAUUCAGAGGCUCGUUAUUCUUAUUUGAAAAAUCUAACUGCUACAAGGAAACAACAAAUGUAGCUCUGGCUGGAUUUAUUGCUGGUAUAUCGUACUAUAUUAAACCUACUAUUAAUAUUCUAGCAAUUGCAACUGUAACUGUCAUACAGAUUCUAUUAAAGGAGAAUUUUAAAGGAACAAAAUCAACAAAACUGGUACUUAUAAUGUUAAUUUACAUGUUCAGCAAUGGAAUCCUUUUUCAGAACAGGUUUAUCGCACCUAUUACUUGUCCGAAAUAUUAUGUUAAUAUGUUGCAAAUGGCGUCACAGCAAUUGAUAGACGAUAUUUAUCACAGGUUAAUUAAUAAAUACUUAAAAACAUGAUACAAACGAUGCUGACCAGAAUUUUGUUUAUGUCUCAAUAAAA